This is a messenger RNA of Carica papaya (papaya), 1270 nucleotides long. It is a transcript of the gene PSF1, whose product is annotated as partner of SLD five 1. Gene Ontology annotation, cellular component: GINS complex. Gene Ontology annotation, biological process: DNA strand elongation involved in mitotic DNA replication; DNA replication. The record is from RefSeq and is a predicted model, not a curated record. NCBI's taxonomy places the organism in Eukaryota, Viridiplantae, Streptophyta, Magnoliopsida, Brassicales, Caricaceae.
GUAUAAUUAUAAAAUAAAAUAAAAACUUGCUAAAAAAGAAAGGAUCUUUGUUGAAUCCCAGGUCUCAUCUCAUGAAAUUCUGCAAAAUUAGUCCAUCUUCGUCCUGUCUCGACAUAACUUGAAGUAACCUGCGAUGCGGUGCAAAAUUCCUAACUUUUCAAAUACCCCACAACAAAGAGAACCCCUUAAUCAUCCCCGCUUUCUUCCCUAACUGAAGUGAAUUUCCUGUAUCUCCCUCUUAUUAGAUUCUUGGAAUGGAAAUCCCCAUGGAAGGAAAUUCAAGAAUCGCAUAAGAUCUUAAAUCAAAGUAGCGACUUUUGCUUUUAAUAAGUUGGUCUAAUAGCGCACAACCCGUUCGAUAAAAUGUUCCAAAGAAUAUUAUGAUUUGUCUUAAGUGGUAGUAGAUUUGAAGACUAAGGAAAGUUGCUGGCAGCUUGUGGUUUCAAGAAAUGUACGGAAGAAAGGGAUACCAACUGGUGAAAGAAUUUGAUAGUGGCGAGAAAGGGCAGCUCAAGCCUUUCAAUAGCAAGCUCUUUGACGAAGUAGUAGAAGAAUGCAGCCAAAAUCAUCUUGUGCUCCAGUCCUUGAUAAGGAAAAUCCAGCAGGAAGGAUUGGAUGUUCAGACAACUAGAAAUGCGGACCACUAUGGAGCACUCAUCCAUCACCUUUCUUUAACUCGUAACAAACGCUGCCUAAUGGCUUAUGUGUUCAACCGAGCAGAAAUUAUACAAGAUCUGGCAUGGAAAGUAGGGCUUGAACUUCUUGACCUUCCAACAGAAAUUCAAGAGAAGCUCACUCAAUCGGAGAAAGAGUAUUUUAAGAACCAUUCUAUCGCUCUAAAGUCAUGCAUGGGGAAACUAGGCAUCGAACUGAAUGUGGAUAUGGUGCCACCCAAGGAUCCUUACAUCAAGGUCAGAGUUGUUGAGAAUAUUGAUGAAGGAAUAGUGCUCAGUGAUAAGACAACCAAUUUUGCGAGCCACUCAAUGCACUUCCUGAAACGAACUGAUGCUGAGCCAUACAUUGCUCGGGGCUUGAUGGAGGAGCUUACAGGAUGAAAUACCAGUAGUAAUUUCCUUGACCAUCUAAUCAAAUUUGAAUGUUGGUCAAGCUGUUCCUCACUAACAGGCGUGGAUAAGCUGAUUGACCUCAACUGCUUUGCACUUCGAUGGGGUUGGCCAUUCAAUAUGAAAUCAUAUCCAAUUUCCUCAUUUGCCCCAUGUAAAUUUAAUUAAGUACUACAGAAACAAUUGCAAAGAAGAGAUUUAACUUG